Dacryopinax primogenitus is the source of this 1179-nucleotide messenger RNA. RefSeq lists its product as uncharacterized. Bases 415 to 858 code for a protein of 147 amino acids. The transcript has 2 exons. Lineage: Eukaryota; Fungi; Basidiomycota; Dacrymycetes; Dacrymycetales; Dacrymycetaceae. The record is from RefSeq and is a predicted model, not a curated record.
CAAUCCCUCCCGACAUGCACGCCCAUUUCCGUUGGCAGCAACAUAUCGAUGCCCCAUUCAGUAUCAUCCUGUUGUCGGUUGAACACAGGGCGGGUCAAGAGCUGACGGCAAAGAUCAUGUAUGAUCUGAUAACAUCACAACGACAACGGGCGGCUCUGAGAUUGCCGCCAAGAGUCCAGUAUGGGCUGGCGGUCGAUAUCGAGUAUAUCUACGUGAUAGCCUCAAUAAUCAAGGACAAUGGUGUUAUCGAACUCUAAAAAGUGGCAAGCUGGGCCCGGGAGAACGCUGAGCAUAUCCUUCAAUGCCUCUAUUUCAUCCGUUCUAUCUGCAGGCGGGAGGAGGUCUACCAGGAGGAAUUGGAAUUGAUCUUGGAUAAGCUCGGGACGUUGCCGCCUAACCUUUGCUGGAGAGCCGAUGUCGAUGUGGAUAAUGCACCCUCGUCAGCCUCAUCUGAGAGGGGCAGUUUUGAGGAUCCUGACGAUCCCGACGAGCCUGACGAGUCUGACGAGCACGACGAGCCUGACGAGCCUGGCGAGUCUGACGAGCUCGAUGGUCCCGACGAUCCCGCUGAACCCGACGAGCCUGACAAUCCCAACCAGUCCAACGAGCUCGACGAGCCCAACGAGUCCACCGAGUCCGUCGAGCCCGACGUUUCUGGCCCAUCCCAAGCUGACGAUCCCCACCACCCUCCCCAUUCGGCCGAUUCUGGCCCUCCGCGCAAACGAGCCCGUCGAGAUCCUCCUAAUCCUCCGCCUACGCAUACGCCUACGCCUGCUCCCUCCAAACCUGGCGAGUCCUUUGCGUCACGUAUCGCCCAUCUGCGCAAGACGUGGAACAGACGUGAACGGACUGCGUUGAACCGCGCUCCCCCGCUCAUGCUCCCAGCAGAAGACUUCGUCCAUGUUUGUUGAGCGUUUUCUCCCGAAGGGGUGAUGUGCCAGGCGGAUGAAGCGAGAUGGGAAAGGAUGUUUGAGAGCUCGGGAAAUGAAGGAAGGGGAAGGGGAGAUGAGGCCGACGCCGAUUGAGAGCGAGAGCGAGAGCGUUUUGGUUGGAACGGGAAGGGAUGAUAACGAUUGGGAGUCGCGUAUCGUUGCGUGGACGCGGGCAUCGAGCAUGGCUGUUGAUCCACGGGCUCUCCGAGGAUGAGAGGAAGGGAGAGAAGUGCGAGUUCGGAGAUGA